AUGAACCUGAGCGUGACGAUACGAGGGGGCCUGACCGGGUCAGAUAGCGAAACUAGUCAAAGUGGGUCAAAAAAACAUGGCAGUAACGUGCUGCACAAAACGAAGCUAAAAAGGGACGUUCCAGAAAAGAGGAAAGGAAGAAACGCAGCAAAAAAAUCUAAAAAUCUGAGUCCCAAAUUGACAAGCAACAUUUCUGUCUCACCUUCAGAUAAAAGAAAUAACUUACAUGCGUUGGAAGGAGCCCUUUCUGAGGUGGUGGAUGGGAACCACCAACAGGGGUGGAGGCAGUACGCACACAAGUUCGGCCUCCUGGGCAGACUCGUUUCGAAGGGGCACGCGGGGAGCGCCAGUUCGGCAGGAACUCCACACGGUGGAAGUCUAAAAGGAACAACGCACAGCGGAAGCAACUCGCAACGGUCCGCGAAGAAAAGUACCCAGCCAAAACACAGUGGAAGCAAGUUGGUAAGACAAGACGGUAAGGCAAACACACAAGAGGAAAAAAAAAAAAGCCACUUGACUAGUUUGCAAAAAAAUGUACCUCCAAAGAAAAACAAAAGUUUUUACUCGUCCAACUUAAACACACCAACUGUUGCCACCGGAGGGAAGAAGAGUUACAAACUGAGUAAGUUACUAACACCACUGGAAAAGUUUGGGAAAAAUAAAAAAAAAAAUAAAGCUAGCCGAAAUUUUUUGGCCUUAAAAAAGGGGGUGAACAUGUCUAAGGGGGUGAGCGGCAAGGCGGAAGGUGAGGCUUCCCCAAAUGGGGCCUCCCAAAAUGGGGCUUCCCCAAAUGGAGCCUCCCCAAAUGGAGCUUCCCCCAAUGGAGCCUCACCAAAUGGACUACCCGUUGAGAAGACAGGCUCUGGGGAGAAGCGCCAAGAGGGGGACUCCGCCGAUGGAGCGAAGCAGUCAGUCAUGGCAUCAUCUUCACUCGGGAAAGGAGCCGAAGGGGAAAACACUCAAGUAGAUCACCUUACAGGGAAGGCACCAGAAGACCAGGAAGACCCGUCCAAAGAAGCACCCCUCGAGAGGUACACAGCAGAACCAACCGAUCCCUAUUUCACCAAAGGGGAGUACGACGCAUCAAAGGAUAUACUUCGGGAGCAGACGAGUUUCUACGAUGCAGGGAAGGUCUCCGCUAGCUUGCUGCCCGGUUAUAAAGAAGUAACCUUCGAGGGGGUAGUUCAAUCUGAAGGGAAGAACAACGCAUCUGCUACUGAGUCUGGAAGGUUGCAAAGAAAUGCCAUGUACCUGCCCAACCGAUUUUAUAGUCCUCACAAUUUUAACCCAAUCAGAAGUGAGGGCGGUCCAGACGGGGCCUACUACAUCAACGGGUUAAGUACGCUGGACGGCUGCCUCUUCACCUCGGUCGAUGUGUCUCAGGGGACCAUCCACAAGCAGUACAACAUCGGGGUUACCUACCCUUACGGGGUCCCCUUCGUGGAUGUGCAGCGGGGGGGCGGCCAGUCACGAGAGUAG
Plasmodium vivax (malaria parasite P. vivax) is the source of this 1479-nucleotide messenger RNA. RefSeq lists its product as hypothetical. The record is from RefSeq and is a predicted model, not a curated record. Lineage: Eukaryota; Apicomplexa; Aconoidasida; Haemosporida; Plasmodiidae. Bases 1 to 1479 code for a protein of 492 amino acids. The transcript has a single exon.